UCUGAAAUGCAGGGCAGGCAGGAACGAGAUUUGGCCAACCAAGCGGCUCAAACUCUAGACGUUAUGUGGCACAAUCUGCAGCAUGGUUUAGUUCGACAGGUUGCUGACUACUUUACAGACCUCGUUGGUCCCAUCAAAAAUCUUCAAGAAACAACCACCAUAGUUCCCGCCGACGAGACCGCCUAUCAACAGGCGGCCGACACUUUUCUUGUGGGUUCCAUUCUUUAUCUCUUUUAUAAACUGCUUUUUACAGCCCCACGUCCCACCAACUUGCUUGCCUUCAAGAAGGUUGAGCAUUCAAGGCGCGUGAAGCGAACUGCAAACCUGGCAGCUAACAACCUCAUUGAUCCCUGGCGAGGCAAUGUACUUCAGGCCCUCGCUUCAAACCUCGAAAGCGUUGGCAGUCAGGUGAGUAUGGCCGGCCGGGCGGUGAUGUCAGCCCGCCAAAAUGGAGCUAGCGCCCAACUACAGAAUGCCGCAUCUGACCACUUCGACUUGGUCAAGAAGCACUGGACUGAGUGUGCUGAGCGAACCAGAAACCUGGUCGACGAGGCUAUCGACGCCAAAGCCUUCAUCAAGGCUCAGGAAACCGGGAUAUUGAAGGAGACCGAUCGAAUCGAGGACAGUGUGGAUCAGCAUUGCCUCACCUCCGUUGUGAACGGAACCACUAGCAUUGCUCUGCGGGCGAAUCGUGUUCUGCAAGUCGCGAUGCGAGAAACUGUGAACAGCGAGGAUCCCAUCUAUGUUGACCGCGUAAAUGAAGCCGCACAAUGGUUACGAGCAACGAUUACUCCAAUGGUAGCUGAUACUAAGAAAAUGGUCCUGGCGAUGGACAAUCCAGAUGCUCGUGAGCACUGGCGGGUGUCUAGCAGAAACCUGGUUGAGGCCGUUUCCAACGUAGGCCAGGUGGUUGCGCCAUCCUACCUUCAUCCUUUCGUGUCAACCACAAUCCCUCCCUCCUAUGCUUACCACCAUAAAGUUAACGGUCUUGUGGGAAGCAAAUUCGGUGUCUCUGACGAGAUUCCCGUCGCAGAGAUGCGGCAGCUUCAUGUGCAAGGUGGGCCUUCCUGUGGUCGAAGUGACGACAAUUCCCGUCCUCUUUCCCCUGAAACAGACAUUGAGGAUGAAUUCAACUAUCCCAUGCCAGAGGAAAAUCAGCCAAUUAUGGCUGCUGCGCAUGCACUGCAUCAGGAGGCGCGGCUUUGGUCGAGUCGCGACAACGAGCUGAUUGCCGCCACCAAGCGCAUCGCCGGACUGAUGGCCAAACUCAGCCAGGUCGUACGGUCUGGUAUGCUAUUCAUUUCUCGGCAGUAUCGUGUCUGUGAAACGGCCGAUUUGACAGACACGAUGUCGGUGCCUGAAGACGUUCUUUUUGUUCAAUAA
This is a messenger RNA of Mesocestoides corti, 1383 nucleotides long. The record is from the annotation of a GenBank genome assembly. NCBI's taxonomy places the organism in Eukaryota, Metazoa, Platyhelminthes, Cestoda, Cyclophyllidea, Mesocestoididae.